Molecule: messenger RNA, 2607 nt
Organism: Cinara cedri
Lineage: Eukaryota; Metazoa; Arthropoda; Insecta; Hemiptera; Aphididae
Source: the annotation of a GenBank genome assembly
AAGAUAUUAGACAUGAUUAGUUUACAUCGUUAUAGUUAAAAAUGUAAUGUAGAUAGUUAAAGCCUAUAUACUGAUCGUCUUUUAGAUUAUUUCGUUUGUUUAGUACCUACUUGAUCUUUUGUAAUUGAGUUGUAAAAUAACAAGUUUAUAUUAAUACUUAAGUACUUCAAGACCCACGAGUGUCAAAAAUUAUUGCUAAAUUGUUUCUUAGAAAAUAAAUACCAAAAAAAUGAUUCACUUGAGUUUACUUAGUUAUUGAUUUAUCGAUUCUUAUAAAUUUUGUGAAUGAUUCAAAUUUUUGUAUCACUAUGUAAAUCGUUUAAUUAUAUCUAAAAUACCGAUUCAGGUAAAUUUUAAAUGUAUAUUAUUUUAUUAUUUAAUACAAAUUUUUAACAACUCAUAAUAUUUUUGUUUUAGUGUGUUGUCCAAAUAUGAUAGCUUGACCUCGUACACUUUUAAAUAUGUUAGACACAAACGCAAAGGAAGAAGAAUCUUUAAUUGAAGAAUCUUCAAUAAUUACAUCAUUUACAAAAAUCAGUACAGCAUUGUUUUAUGCAGGUGCGUCUAUGUUAAUUACUGUAGUAAAUAAAUCUGUCUUAACUAGCUAUGGAUUUCCGUCUUUUCAAUUUUUAGCCAUAUGUCAAAUGUUUAUGACAAUAUUUGUCUUAUUUUUAGCUAAAAGUCUUGGAAAACUAAAAUUUCCAGAUAUUAAUAAACAUACAUUUAAAGAUACAUUUCCAAUGCCUUUGAUUUAUUUAGGGAAUAUGGAAUUCGGUUUAGGUGGCACCAAAGAAUUAAGUUUACCUAUGUUCACUAUGUUAAGACGUUUCUCUAUAUUAAUAACCAUGUUAGGUGAAUAUUAUUUACUUAAUAUUAGACCCAAGUUCUCUGUUAAGAUAUCUGUAGGCAUGAUGGUUUCUGGUGCUAUUAUAGCCGCUAGUAAUGACUUAGGAUUCAAUUUCAAUGGAUAUAUAUUUGUACUGUUCAACGAUUUUCUAACUGCUGCAAAUGGAAUAUUCACAAAGAAAAAAUUAAAUUCCAAAAAAGAAAUGGGCACAUAUGGACUGAUGUAUUAUUCAUCGUUAUUUAUGAUACCACCCGCUUUAAUACUGGUGUAUUUUUCUGGGGAUCUAGAUAAAGUAUACAGGUACCUUUAAUUGUAUUUGAUAUUAAUAAAUACAUGGUUUGGUUAUUAUUAUAUUUAUUUUCAGAUUCAGUUACUGGUUGCACCCAGCCUUUUUAAUCCAAAUUUUCAUUUCAUCUGUUAUGGGCUUCAUUUUAAACUAUAGUAUAAUGUUAUGUACUCAAUACAAUUCGGCUUUAACAACAACAAUAAUUGGAUGUCUUAAAAAUAUAUUUGUUACUUAUAUGGGCAUGUUUAUUGGUGGAGACUAUGUAUACACAUUAAAUAACUUCAUCGGUAUUAAUAUUAGUGUUAUUGGUAGCCUGUUCUACACAUAUGUCACAUUCAGGCCAUCUAUAUCAUCUCAAAUAAAGUCACCAAAUACUAUUAAUGUAUAAGACUAUUACAAUAUUACAUAUUAUCUAAAUUUAUAUCAAAUUAUAUUUAUUAUAUAAAUAAUUAUAGUUACCUUUUAAACUAUUUGUCAUAAUGAAUGAUAUAUAGUUUUAACUAUUUAAGUUUAUUGGUUUAAUGAUAUUAAUAUAAAAGAAAAUUUUAUUUGAAUUAUACUUAAACUAAUAUACAUUUUUUUUUAUUUUAUCUUUUACAUACAUACAAUUAUGUAGGUAUAUUAUGUAACUAUUAUAUUUUGUUUUGAUCUAAAUAAUAAAUUGUGAGUGAGGAGUGAAUUUAAUAUUAUGAUAUUUUACAUGGAUAAUAUUUUCAUAAAUUCAUAACUAAGCAUUGAAACUGAGAUUCUUGUUUUUUGAGUACCUGAUAUAAAUAUAUAGGUAAUUGCAAGAUCUAUUUAAAAUUAGUACUAAAAACAAUUUUCUUUGAUUUCGAUUUAAGUCAGUACUCAUUGAUAAAAUAAAUCAUAAAUUAUGAUUUAUUUUUUUGGUUUCAAAAUGUAUUUAAAUAUAAUCAGUAAAAUUGUUUCAAUUAACUUCGGUUUUUUAAAAGAUUUGUAAACAUUUUGCUUUUAAAUAGUAUGCUUUAUACUAUUUAUAUGCAUUUAUAAUAUCACUGGAGAUGCUUUGUAGGUUCAACUGUAUAUCUAAUGUUUAUAGUUUUUUUUGUUUGGAAUAAUUUAGAAAGUUCUCAAACUUUUUUUUUUCGUGUACCACUUAUAUAUAUUAUGGAUAUGUCACUUACCAAUUAUAACUAAAAAUUAAACUAUUUAUAGUAACAAUACAAUAUAAUUAAAAUUAUAAAAAUUAAAAAUAUAAAUAGUAAUAGAUCUAUUCAUAAUAUUUCUACAAAUAUGUAUUAAUUAGUUUUCUGAAUUACUACCACUUUUUUAUGUACGACCUGUGGUAUUCGAAUCACAGUUUGAGAACCUCUGAUCUAAUCUUUCUGUAAAAAGACUGCUUAAAUAAUAUCUCUAUAAAAUUACAUUUUUUCGGUUUUAUAGUAAUUUCUUCUUUAACCUAUUUUAAGUUAAUUGCCAUAUAUUAUUUAUAUCAAAAUUUAAUUAUUAAUAA